ACCGCGAGCUGUGUACAAGAAAUGAGGUAGAAGAAAGGAGCUUUUUGGCAACGCUGAGAGGGAUUUCAGCAUUCAAAUACACCCUCCUCUCCUCUUCUUCGUAGCCGUCGCUGCAUCUGGAUACUGCGGGCGGAGUGGAGCCGCUUUAUUGCUGCGUGCCGUAUGCGCAGACUGACUGAAAGCCAGCUGUAAGCUGCCUCCAAAAGAUCAGCAAUCAUGACAGCAGAGGAGACGAUCAACAUUAAGGAGGCUGAGGUGAUCAAACUGAUCCUGGACUUCCUUAGCUCCAGGAAGCUGCACAUUAGCAUGCUGGCCUUGGAGAAGGAAAGCGGUGUUAUCAAUGGACUGUACUCUGAUGACAUGCUUUUCCUCAGGCAACUGAUUCUGGAUGGCCAGUGGGAGGAGGUGAUGCAGUUCAUUCAACCAUUAGAAGGAAUGGAUAAGUUUGAUAAGAAAAGGUUUCGCUACAUCAUAUUUAAGCAGAAGUUUCUGGAAGCUUUGUGUGUUAAUAAUGCCAUGUCAGCUGCUGAAGACCCUCUCAAUCUGGAGAUCACCAUGCAAGAGGCAGUCAAGUGUCUCCACAGUCUAGAGGAGUUCUGCCCGACCAAGGAGGACUACAGCAAGCUGUGUCUCCUCCUCACCCUGCCACGCCUCACCCAUCACGCAGAGUUCAAAGACUGGAACCCGAGCACAGCACGAGUCCAUUGCUUUGAAGAGGCCUGUGCGAUGGUAGCCGAGUUCAUCCCUGCAGACAGAAAGCUGAGUGAGGCAGGCUUCAGGGCUAGUGGGAACCGCCUCUUCCAGCUGCUUAUCAAGGGGAUCCUUUAUGAGUGUUGUGUAGAGUUCUGUCAGAGUAAAGCAACAGGGGAGGAGAUCACAGAGGGUGAGGUUCUGCUUGGCGUGGAUUUGCUGUGCGGGAACGGCUGUGAUGAGCUGGAUUUGUCGCUACUCUCCUGGCUGCAGAAUCUCUCCCCAGGUGCCUUCACCUGCGCCUUCCAGCAGAAGACCCUCAACAUCCACGUGGACCGGUUGGUGAAGCCCAGCAAAGCCGGCCACGCCGACCUCCUCACCCCAUUAAUCAACCGUCUGUCACCAUGUCCUACCUCACCCUUUCGUCAGAGACCUCAUUCGGCCGACACCUACAUGUCCAGAUCCCUCAACCCGGCUCUGGACGGCCUGUCGCACGGUCUGGCAGCCCAGGACAAGAGAGGCCUGGAGGCAAACAUGAAGUUCGCUCUCAGUCGGAGCCUCGUGGAGAAUAAUGUGCAUCAGCAGGAUGAUUCACCUGAGAGGAAGCACCCACAAGGCCUGGAUGGACCAAAUACCACACGCACGCCUCUGACUCCUGGAAAAGAUGGUGGGCCACCCUGCAGCACAGAAAAACACGAGCGUCGUGACUCCACAGAGCACAUCCAGGAGUAUUACAGGCAACGGCUCCGCGUGCAGCAACAUCUGGAACAGAAGCAGCAGCAGAAGCAGCUUUACCAGCAGAUGCUGCUGGAAGGAGGAGUGAAGCCGCAGGAUGGAGCCCAGCACAACCUCACUGAAACAUUCCUCAGCAGAUCCAUCCAGAAGUUGGAGGAGAUGAAUGUGGGCAUCGACCACUGUGGAGAUGAAAUGAUGGCACAUCUGGGCCAGCAGUGGAACGGGCCGACGGGGAACAACAGCACAUCUAGCCCCAGGAUGUCUCACACGCGUCACACACCGGAUAAAGGGCCGCCGAGGGACAAGCCAGGUGGGGUGAGCAGCAGCACUCCGGUAAGCACCGGGAGCCAUAGCUUGCCUUUGCUCAGCGAGUCCCCGGUUCCUGCCACUAAACGAAUCGCAGCAUCUGGUCCCACAGUCCAGGAAGAUUCUGGAUGCCCCGGAACACGAAGCACACACGAGCCAGCAAAGUCCAAAACACAGUUUGUUAAGGUGAGCCAGCUCGAGGACACACAGGCAGUGCGUGCGGUGGCCUUCCACCCCUCUGGUGCACUGUAUGCUGUCGGCUCCAACUCCAAAACCCUGAGAGUCUGUGCCUACCCGGAAACACUAACCACCAGCGGUUCUGGAGCAGUGAAGCAACCGGCUGUGCGCUUCAGACGAAACAAACAUCACAAGGGCUCAAUCUACUGUGUAGCCUGGAGCCACUGUGGACAGCUGUUGGCCACUGGCUCCAAUGAUAAAUAUGUCAAAGUCUUGCCUUUUAAUGCAGACACCUGCAAUGCCACAGGCCCAGACCUGGAGUUCAGCAUGCAUGAUGGUACCAUUAGGGAUCUGGCCUUUAUGGAAGGUCCUGAAAGUGGAGGAUCUAUCUUGAUCAGUGCUGGAGCUGGGGACUGCAACAUCUACACUACUGACUGUCAGAGAGGACAGGGCCUUCACGCCUUGAGUGGACACACCGGUACAUCGGCUCUUUAUCUGCAGCUGACAGACAGUUUUGAGCAAACUCUGGGUCGGGGUUCUCAAGGUCACAUCCUGACUCUGUACACAUGGGGAGGGUGGAUGAUUGCCUCAGGCUCACAGGACAAAACCGUUCGCUUUUGGGACCUGCGGGUUCCCAGCUGUGUUCGGGUGGUGGGCACAACUUUGCAUGGCACAGGAAGUGCAGUUGCUUCAGUGGCAGUGGAUCCCAGCGGCCGCCUGCUCGCCACCGGUCAGGAAGACAGCACCUGCAUGUUGUAUGACAUUAGAGGAGGUCGCAUAGUCCAGACGUAUCGCCCCCACAGCAGCGACAUACGCUCUGUGCGCUUCUCACCCGGAGCCCAUCAUCUUCUCACUGGUUCCUAUGACAACAGGAUCAUAAUCAGUGACCUUCAAGGUGACCUAACAAAGCCCCUCCCUCAGAUAGCGGCAGGGGAGCACUGGGACAAGGUGAUCCAGUGUAGGUGGCACCCGCACGAUCGGACCUUUCUCUCCUCGUCUGCAGAUCGAACUGUCGUCCUCUGGGCUCCGGGCCCCUGAGAUUUGGAGAAGCAGCGAGCACAAGAGCACAGUGUCCACACAUAUCACAGCGUGCAAUGGCCGACUGCUGCGAGGUGUUAUGGAGUGCACACAUGCAUAUCGUGAAGAUCAACCUGUUUAUAUGUCAGUGAGUUUAAAGAUAAGUGUACGUGUGUGUGUGUGUGUGUGUGUGUGUGUGCGUGUGUGCAUGUGUAGUAGGGUGGCAGGUGUGUUUUUGAGCCAGAAAAGCCGGUCACUUUAAAUAGGACAGUUUAUAAGUGUGCGUGUGCGUGUGCGUGCAUGCACGCACAAAGGAAUCUCUGUUAUGUCUCUGGGUUUGUGCCAGUGUGUGCUCAAGUAAACAUGGAUUUCUGGAAAUCUGUAUUUGGCUUUGUAGUGUGAAUAAAAUUUAAGGGAAAAUAAUAUUUUGGAAAGGCCACAAAAAGAAGGAAAAAGCAUAAUCUCAGGUUUCCAUUUGGAAUCCAUGUGAGGUCGAAUUCUUAAAUAUACAUAAAAUGUCUGUGUGUGUUCGCUUAAUACCUUUCUGCUUGUGGCUUUUGUAAGUUGAGCAAAGAUUAAAUGGCACAUGCGGUGUAAGAGUAUGGAGGUGGUUAAUGCAAGCAUAUUUUGAAAAACUUUUUUAGCUCUUCUCACAAUGUCCAAGUAAGUGCACUCAAAACAUGAAAGUAAAUUAAGGAAGUUUGGUGUAACGUGACAUCAAGCAUUUUAACGGAGCGAUUCAUUUUAUAAUUUCAACAGGAAGCAGCAACAGAACUCCCUGUUCAGGGAAGAAGCCACUUUUGGUUAUGCAUAUCAUAAUGUGCCUUUUUGUAACUGUUGUAUAGAUUUUUGGAUGUCUGGAUUGAUUGACAGAUUUAUUUUUUCAUUUGCAGCUUUAUUUUGGUAUUUUACCACGUGCUUUGUCAGCUGCAAGUUCACAUCUCUGCACCCAUCAGCAUCACUUACAUGUAUAAAACAGUUUUUUUAGUCAUUUACAUAAAGGAUCAAAAUAGAGUAUCGUUAGGCCGUGCCAGAAAGUUUAGGGAUUCAUUAGCAAACCUUAAAAAACACUGAAUGUAGACAGCCGUGAGAGUCUACAACAUCCGUCUUUUAUACAAAAAUGAGAGAGAAGAUGUCAGCAGACUAAUGUCAAAACAAUGGUAAUGAUGCACUUUAAAAAGAUGCUUCAGGACUGCACAGUGUGAAAUGGCAAUGUUGUUGACUUCUUUAACUUUUAGCUUCUGUUUUACUGAGUAACUGUAAAGACCUGGUGCAUGUGUGAGACAGAGAUGAGUGCGGGGUGAGAGGAUGAGGGGUGUAGGUUAUCGUAUUGUGCAUUACAUUUGACCUUAUCUAUGACUCUUGAUGGGAUAUUCAGUGUCACUGUCCACUUGUAAUAAUAUGCACAAAUGUGUCACAAGUAAGAGAAGUGCCAAGGGGUCAUUAGGGUUCAAACUGUUCAAAUAAUUAAGUAGUGACUUUCUAACACAAGUUCUUUUAAUGGACACUGUGAAACUGA
Messenger RNA from Archocentrus centrarchus (flier cichlid), 4444 nucleotides. RefSeq names its product WD repeat-containing protein 47-like. Gene Ontology annotation, molecular function: protein binding. The record is from RefSeq and is a predicted model, not a curated record. The transcript is spliced from 16 exons. Bases 217 to 2946 code for a protein of 909 amino acids. NCBI's taxonomy places the organism in Eukaryota, Metazoa, Chordata, Actinopteri, Cichliformes, Cichlidae.